AUGAAGCCAUCCGACGCUCCUGGGCAGCCGCCCGCCCCCGGGGUUGCGCAGGCUGGUGCGCCGCCGCAGACUCCCCAGUCUCAAAGCUCUGCCUUGCCGAGCCAGACGACUCCCGCCUAUGCCACGACUCCGGCCGGGGCGCCCCCCAAGACGACGCCGACCAAGUCCACAGUCAAGGCCCUGCCAACCGUGAGAGACCAUACUACCGACCAAUUGAACCCAGCUGGCGAUGAGUAUCUGCCAAGAGAAAUCGAUGAGUUUGGUGAGAAGAAGGUUAUGCCCAACGGCCAGCUUCUUGGCAACCGAACCUACCGGUGUCGGACCUUUCUGGUGCCCAACCGAGGCGACAAACUCUUCAUGCUUGCGACCGAGUGUGCCAGGGUGCUUGGAUACCGUGAUUCCUACCUGUUAUUCAACAAGAACAGGUCUCUCUUCAAAAUCAUUGCCAGCCAGGCCGAAAAGGAUGACCUUGUCCAGCAGGAGAUAUUGCCCUUUUCGUACCGCUCCAGACAGAUUGCCAUUGUGACUGCUCGGUCCAUGUUUAGACAAUUUGGGAGUCGCGUUAUUGAAAAUGGCCGCCGCGUCCGGGAUGACUACUGGGAAACCAAGGCCCGCAAACAGGGAUUCACCGAGGCAGAUCUGGCUGGGGAGAAGAGACCAGGUGCCGCCAAGGCCCGAGAGGCGGCCGAAGCCCAAAAUAACCUCCUUAUGAGCGGUCCUCACACCGAGAUCGUCUAUAACAAUACCCCCGGACCCUAUCCUGGUGCUCCACCGACACAUCUGGUCCAAACAGGUAUGAUGGGAGCGCCACCUGGAAACAUUGGAAGAAUGCCUGGAUUAACAGUCGGGCCAGAGUUAGGCGACACUCGCCCUAGGGACUUCAGUAAUAUUAUCAAAGGCGGCCCUCGCCAGGAGAUUACCGGCCCAGCCUAUCAGGACCAGACCAGGCCAUCGCCACUGGGAGAGAUCCAUUCACAGGCGCAUCAUGCCGCCGAAUUCAACCGAUCCGUUAACCAGCAACGUGAUAUGCGCGGCGAUUAUUUACAGGGCAUCUGGCGCCGUCCUCAUGAGCAACCGGUUACGUCUUCCCUGAAUCCGACUGUCGGCGCUACCGAUGCCGGGGCCGCAACCACACGACCAUCGAGCUCACCGCAUACUGUUGCUGCUGCUGGCGUUACGCAACCCGUUGUGUCAUCCCAGAGCCCUCAGAUGCUGAUGACUGCGGCUCCAUACUCGCAGUCGAUUCACGCCCAAAACCAACUUGGUCAGAACCCCUUUGCCCCGAGUCUCCCUGAGGAGGCGUUGAUUGAUUGA
Molecule: messenger RNA, 1314 nt
Organism: Metarhizium acridum CQMa 102
Lineage: Eukaryota; Fungi; Ascomycota; Sordariomycetes; Hypocreales; Clavicipitaceae
Cellular component (GO): RSC-type complex; nucleus
Molecular function (GO): chromatin DNA binding
Source: RefSeq, a predicted model, not a curated record